CGAACCAAAAAAGCCUUACAUCUAGACCACCCGUGAUCUGUGAAGACUUGUAAAUCCCUAUACCUGGUUUCGUGGUGAGGGCUGCGCAAUUGCGCAAGCUGCGAGAGUACUAUCGGACCUUUCCAUGGAAUCCACUCCACGCGUGAUCACCACUGAGGGUGUCGGUCCGAUCUGAUGUGGGGUAAAAAGUUGCCGUCUGGACAGUAAAUCACAUAUAUGAGGAUCAAUACACACGUGCUAGUCAACACAAAGCGCAAAAAUGCCUAUGCAUCCGGUGACUUCCACUUUGAUGUACCGGGGGAUCUGCACCAUUCCUGAUAUCUUGUCGUACCGGGCACCGGUCAAUCUACCUGAGGAUGAAGUGGAAGAAAUCCGGGAGGCAUUUAAGGUGUUUGAUCGAGAUGGGAAUGGCUUCAUCUCAAAGCAGGAGCUCGGCAUGGCCAUGCGUUCUCUAGGGUACAUGCCCAAUGAGGUCGAGCUGGAGGUCAUCAUUCAAAGACUCGACAUGGAUGGAGACGGCCAGGUGGAUUUUGAGGAAUUUGUUACUCUCCUGGGGCCCAAACUCUCGGCUGCCGGUAUGCCUGACAAGUUCAACGGAACCAAUUUUGACUCUGUGUUCUGGAAGUGUGAUAUGCAGAAGCUGACUGUGGAAGAGCUGAAGAGACUCUUAUACGAAACCUUCUGUGACCACCUGACUAUGAAGGACAUCGAGAAUAUCAUCAUGACCGAGGAGAAUCACAUCGAAAAUCCUGAGGACUGCCAGGUUGACAUUGACAGAUUCUUGAAGCAGCACUGUAAAGACACUUCUAACGUCUUGAGCAUGCUUGUGUAUUCCUCUUAUACGGAGGCUCAUGUUGCCUUUAAAUUUCUCCGAUGCUUGACAUCAGGAUUGUUCUGCCAUAGUACUCCUGUCAACAAGAACCUGAGCUUGUCUGCAAAUUUUGAGAGUCUGAUGCUCAGGACUCAACAGGCUCACUGUACGGGUCUGUAA
This is a messenger RNA of Sinocyclocheilus grahami, 991 nucleotides long. Its product is annotated as calcium-binding protein 7-like. The record is from RefSeq and is a predicted model, not a curated record. The coding region runs from base 260 to 991 and encodes 243 amino acids. Gene Ontology annotation, molecular function: calcium ion binding. The transcript is spliced from 6 exons. Lineage: Eukaryota; Metazoa; Chordata; Actinopteri; Cypriniformes; Cyprinidae. Gene Ontology annotation, cellular component: trans-Golgi network membrane.